Penicillium waksmanii is the source of this 1092-nucleotide messenger RNA. RefSeq lists its product as uncharacterized. The record is from RefSeq and is a predicted model, not a curated record. Lineage: Eukaryota; Fungi; Ascomycota; Eurotiomycetes; Eurotiales; Aspergillaceae. The coding region runs from base 1 to 1092 and encodes 363 amino acids. The transcript is spliced from 2 exons.
AUGGCGCAAACUGCCAUGGGUAGGCUCUUUCGCUGGCCGGGCGCCCUCGGCCAGUCGAUGACCUUUUCCCAAGUCCGCAAUUAUUCUGGAUCAGCUGUGCCGACUUUCACCCCGACUUCCUCCGCCGAACUGGACCAGGCCCUUGACCGAUUCCGACAACAGCUUUUUAUUCCCUAUGGUCUUCCCAGGCGGCAACGGAGAAGCAUGUUCCAAGAAAAGCAUGCGCAAAGGCUAAUUCACGAACCCAUCACUGUCAGCAUCGGCGAGAAUGAGCAGUUCACUUUGCGACCCAUGAAGCUCACCGAUCUGCCAACCAAAAAGGAGGCCCUGAAGGUUCUCAAGCUUAUGGAGGCUGCCAACGAUUACAAGAACCUCGUUCCCUUCAUGGGCGGCCUGGGAUCGGCCGGCUUUGUUCUCAAUUCCAACCAGUGGGAGCACCUAAUUCGUGUGACCAACAAGUCUAGCAAGCUUUCUGUCAUGCUUCAAUGCGCCAAACAACAAAGCCGCACCGGCCUGCAACUACGCGGAAUCGACCUGAACAGACGCUUGUUCUUUGAACUGCACACUAUUGCCCAGAAGGCGGAAUACAAGGGCGAAGAGGUGAAGAAGGCCAUGGGGUUUGCGAAGCAGGCGAUCGAAUUGAUUGAGGCAGACCGCUACGUGGACAAGAACUGGAAGCCUGCACCGACUAGUGACCCUCUGGCUCAACCUUUUGUCACUGGCACUUUGCUGGAGCUCGCCGCUUCCCGGGCGAUCAACGAGUUUGGUGGCAAGGAUGAAACCAAUGAAGUCAUCAGCGCUGCCCGGAAGCUGGUCCAUUCCAAGCUUUUGUCCCGAAAUGAAACUGCCCCUGCUAGUGAAUAUAUCGGGGACCAAGAGAAGUGGCUUCAGGAGACAGUCCCGAUCUACAAUGGACUUCGAUUGAGUCUCUUGGUCCAUGGCAUUGCUCUUGACAAGGAGCUGCACUCGUCUCUUACGUCCAAGCUUGCCAAGGUCAAGGCUGCACUCGAGGAGCAGAUGGCUAAAUACUCUGCUGAGGGCGCGAGACGUCCAUUCAGCUAUGAUACCUUCCAAGCUGCGCUCAAGGAAUAA